AAGCUGUGUUCAUGCAGUAGCCAGCAAUGAGCAGUAUUUUUCAGAGAUUUUAAGAGCACACCUACUGCUAUGUAUUUCACAUUUUAGCUUGCUGGGACUGAAGGUGUAUGGAAGAAACAGUUUUAAGUUUCGAAGAUAUUGCAAAAGACAGUUCCUCUGCUCAUCCUGGAAAAUCCUGACAGACCAGUUGGAUACCUUUCAGGCCUUAACCAAGAACUUUAUCUUCUCAUCCCACUGUCUUUCUUACGGUAGAAAGACCCGAAACACCCUUAAGAACUGAGAACCUGACUAAUUUAAACAGAUGGCUAAUCCUAGUGCUGUCUGCAAUGGACAUCUACAUCACCAUCACCAGAAACAGAAUAACCUCUUAAAAAGUGGAAUCCAUAAGAAAAAUGGAAUUACUAAAGGAAUGAAGAAGAAUGGCGUAUCAAAUGGAACUCUCUACAAAAAAACAUUUGUUGAACACUUUGAACAGGCACCAAUGUAUGUUGCCGUUCUUACUUUCCUGGGUUUUGGAGUGGGAACAGUAUUUGGCUACCUGCGAGAUUUUAUGAGAGCCUGGGGAUUAGAAAAACGUAACGUUGCUGCAGAAAGAGAAGAGCAAAAAGAUUUUGUGCCACUUUAUCAAGAUUUUGAGAACUUUUACACCAGAAACCUCUAUUUGAGAAUACGGGAUAACUGGAAUCGUCCAAUUUGCAGUGUCCCAGGGCCGCAGUUUGACCUCAUGGAACGUGUUACAGAUGAUUACAACUGGACCUUUAGGCUUACAGGAAGGACUAUCAAGAAUGUAAUCAAUAUGGGUUCUUAUAACUACCUCGGCUUUGCAGAAACGGAUGUUAAUGCUUUGAAAACUGUGACCAUAGAGUUAGAAAAAUAUGGGACAGGAAUCUGCAGUACCAGGCAGGAAAUGGGCACUCUGGACAAACACGUAGAAAUAGAGAAACUUGUGGCCAAAUUCCUCGGUGUGGAAGAUGCUAUGGUGUUCGGCAUGGGCUUUGCAACUAACUCAAUGAAUAUUCCAGCCCUUGUUGGGAAGGGCUGCCUCAUUUUAAGUGAUGAGUUGAACCACACUUCUCUCGUUCUUGGUGCGAGGCUUUCAGGUGCUACUAUUAGAAUCUUCAAGCAUAAUAAUAUGCAGAGCCUUGAGAAGUUGCUGAGGGAAGCAAUAAUAUAUGGGCAGCCUCGAAGCCACAGAGCAUGGAGAAAAGUUAUCAUCCUUGUGGAGGGCAUUUACAGCAUGGAAGGGUCCAUCGUGCGCCUGCCAGAGAUAGUCUCCUUGAAGAAGAAAUACAAAGCCUACCUCUACUUGGAUGAGGCUCACAGCAUCGGUGCCGUGGGGGCAACGGGCCGAGGAGUUGUGGAGUACUUCGGUAUGAACCCUGACGAUGUUGACGUCUUAAUGGGAACGUUCACAAAGAGCUUUGGUGCAGCUGGAGGAUACAUAGCUGGCAAAAAGGACCUUGUGGACUUUUUACGAACUCAUUCUCACAGUGCUGUGUACGCCACGUCUAUGUGUCCGCCCGUGGCAGAGCAAAUCAUCCGGGCAAUGAAGUGCCUCAUGGGACUAGAUGGGACAACACAAGGGCUCCAAAGAGUGCGCCAGCUGGCGAAAAACACAAGGUACUUCAGGCGAAGACUGCAUGAAAUGGGCUUCAUCAUUUAUGGCAAUGAUGACUCUCCUGUUGUCCCCUUGCUCCUUUACAUGCCUGGUAAGAUAGGGGCUUUUGCAAGAAGCAUGUUACAGAAAAACAUUGGGGUGGUUGUGGUUGGGUUUCCAGCUACUCCUAUCACAGAAUCCAGGGCUCGUUUCUGUGUGUCAGCUGCACAUACACGGGAGAUGUUAGACACGGUUUUGAAUGCUCUGGAUGAAUUGGGUGAUUUUCUACAACUGAAAUAUUCCCGGUAUUCCAAGUCAUCUCAUCCCGAACUGUAUGAAGAAACUAGGCUUGAACUUGAAGAUUGAGUUUUCCACCCAUGAAGAGAACAUUAUGAUGCUAUGAAAAGGGGGAAAACCUGAAAACUAAAAAACACAAAUGCAUUUCUUCCCUUCUAAGGACAAUUUUUGUUUCUCAGUUAAUUGAAAGGAGGGGAAGCUCGGGUGUUGCAUUUUAUUGUAUCAAAUUUCUGUAUUCAAGAGACUGAAAUACAGAUACAGAUUUGCCUCCCCAGGAGAUCUGUCCUUGUUUUGGAUGCAGAAGGGACGCAUCCAUUGAUCAAGUUGCUAGCGUACAGCUUUU
This is a messenger RNA of Colius striatus (speckled mousebird), 2237 nucleotides long. RefSeq names its product serine palmitoyltransferase long chain base subunit 3 (gene SPTLC3). Gene Ontology annotation, molecular function: serine C-palmitoyltransferase activity; pyridoxal phosphate binding. The record is from RefSeq and is a predicted model, not a curated record. NCBI's taxonomy places the organism in Eukaryota, Metazoa, Chordata, Aves, Coliiformes, Coliidae. The transcript is spliced from 12 exons. Gene Ontology annotation, cellular component: serine palmitoyltransferase complex. Bases 302 to 1963 code for a protein of 553 amino acids. Gene Ontology annotation, biological process: sphingosine biosynthetic process; ceramide biosynthetic process.